Lutzomyia longipalpis is the source of this 731-nucleotide messenger RNA. RefSeq names its product 39S ribosomal protein L11, mitochondrial (gene mRpL11). NCBI's taxonomy places the organism in Eukaryota, Metazoa, Arthropoda, Insecta, Diptera, Psychodidae. The coding region runs from base 76 to 666 and encodes 196 amino acids. Gene Ontology annotation, biological process: translation. Gene Ontology annotation, molecular function: large ribosomal subunit rRNA binding; structural constituent of ribosome. The record is from RefSeq and is a predicted model, not a curated record. The transcript has a single exon. Gene Ontology annotation, cellular component: mitochondrial large ribosomal subunit; ribosome.
ACAUAACCUCAUUUUUGUGUUUAACUUCUCAUUAAAAACAACUUUGAAAAAAGUGAUUAAAAACUAAUUAAAACUAUGUCGAAAACGAUUGGAAGAUUAAAGAGUUUAAAGAAAGUGGCCGACAAGGUGAAUCACACAUCGAAAUUGAAGACAAAUAUCCCUGCUGGGAUGGCAGUUGCCAGUCCACCUCUUGGUCCCAUGUUGGGACAACGAGGAAUAAAUAUUGCUGCCUUUUGCAAGGAUUUUAAUGAACGAACAAAGGACAUGAAGGAAGGAAUUCCUCUUCCCUGUCGUGUCUCUGUGAAGUCCGACAGGUCCUAUGAAUUGGUCAUUCAUAAUCCACCCUGUACUUUCUUCGUGAAGCAAGCAGCUGGCAUUCAAAAGGGUGUCAUGAGUCCCGGACGAGAAAUUGGUGGGAAGAUCACCUUGAAGCAUGUGUAUGAGAUUGCUAAAAUCAAAUUACAAGAUCCACCAAAUGCUCUGCUCACACUCGAGCAGAUGUGCAACAUGGUGAUUGUAGCUGCCCGGACGUGUGGUAUUCAAGUAGUUCGGCAUUUGGAUCCUGAGGAAUAUGCACAAUUUCUAGAAGAUAGAAAACUUGUUGUUGAAGAACAGCGCAAGGAAUUACAAGAGAAGAGGGAAGCUAAGAUGCUCCGGACGGGUUAAUUAUUAAAGAUUUUGUAUAGUCAGUCAUAUUAAAUUUAAUUAGAAUAAAAAUUAUUACGGAUUUA